Messenger RNA from Neodiprion fabricii, 4899 nucleotides. RefSeq names its product ral GTPase-activating protein subunit beta. The transcript is spliced from 24 exons. Lineage: Eukaryota; Metazoa; Arthropoda; Insecta; Hymenoptera; Diprionidae. The record is from RefSeq and is a predicted model, not a curated record. Gene Ontology annotation, biological process: activation of GTPase activity; regulation of small GTPase mediated signal transduction. Gene Ontology annotation, molecular function: GTPase activator activity. Bases 119 to 4849 code for a protein of 1576 amino acids.
CAGCUUUUCAGCUACACGAGCUAUAUUCGAAGUUUUCUGGCUGAGUUUGACAGGUCAGAGUGGGAAGUUAAUUAAUUAUUCCUUUUCAAUCGUACGUCAUACUUGCGCAUGGUAAUCUAUGAAUUUAGGCGUAUUCAACAGGGUUAAUCUCAAGGAUUCUGGAGGAGGAAUGUAUUCAGAAUGGGCCUCCCUGAGCACACUGGUUCAGAAUGGCUCAGAGGACAGCCAGAGCGUUUUAAAAAAAUUCCACCCUGUAGCUGGACGAGAAGUAGCGCUCUCGAUCGUUCGUCAGCUAGCUACUAAUCUUGGCAUAACACAGGCAGCUGAGCACAGCCCGUUGACUACGGAUCGAGAAGUUCAGUGGUGUAUGGAAGUCAUUUGCUUCGGACUUUCGUUGCCAUUGGCGGAGCAUGAUACUGUCAGAGACUGUGUUAAUGUCUAUUGCGAAUGGCUAUCUGCUCUGUAUUCAUCGCCAAAAAUUUCUGUACCAAGACCCAUUGUCGAGGACCCAAAUUUUUAUGCACGUAAAAUAAUCAGCCACUUCCAUAAUUUAUUUGUACCAAGAAAGGGAGAAGUCUGGCCAUUUUUGUACCAGGAUUUAGGGGCUGACACAAUAAAUAGACAAGCUGUGCUAUGUCACAGGGUGCUCAGAACUCUCCAGCAAGUCGCAAGAGGACCUGCAACUUUGGAGAGAGAAACAUGGGAAAGCUUAUUAUUGUUUUUAAUUGGAAUAAACGAUGCUUUAUUAGCGCCACCUGCUGUUAGAGAGGAUGCAGGUGAACAGCUAUGUGAAAGAGUUCUUGGUGUAUUGUUGGAGGUAUGGCUCGUCGCCUGUGAACGCAAUUUUCCAUCUCCUCCACUGUGGCGCACAUUACGAGAAUCGUGUUUACGAUGGCGUCAUAGAUUAGCUCUGGUAGAGCAAUGGAAUCGUGUUUGUUUAGCUCUGACCGCAAAAUUACUGCAAGUUAUGUACGGUCCAAUGUUUCCAGAAUUAAAAAUCAGUGACGAAGACGCACACCUGGUACCUCAAACAAUGUCUGAUGAAGCAGUGGCACAAUCGUGGUACAGAUUACUACGAACUGUUGGCGAUCCAGUAGAUUUGUGCAGACCAGCUGUAGUAUCUCAAACACAAGCAUUUUUACAGUACGCUAUCGCUAGUCAAAACGUGGUUGAUCCAUGCCAGCAUCCCUGCUUACAGGGCUUACCACAAAUAUUUCUAAAGGCUAUCAAAGGUAUUGCUGGUCAAGUUGAUGCUUUUUUGGGGGUAUCACAGGCUUGCUGCUGGGAGGAGUGUUGCAUCACUAGUGUUGCAUCUGCAAGUGGCGGAGGUGGUGGUGUGGCGGGAGAUAAAGCUGGCGGUAAAGAUCAGCCACAGCCCUCCCCCACACCACCAACACAGCGAAGACUGGCCAAAAGUUUCAGUGUCACACCUUCUGCUGUUACUAAGGGAAUCCCAAAAGCUUCUCUAAUUGGAUUAACAACAAGUCGCAUAUCUAGCAACCCGCCUGCAUCGACCCCCAACUCUGGCCCCUCAUCAACUUCGAGCAUAACGUCUGUAACAUCGCUAGGCCAAGACAUCAGGCCUCCAUUAGCACCAGGAAGGCCAAAAUGUAACAGUAUAUUACAUUUGUUUGGAGAAUGGCUUUUCGAAGCAGCUUUUAUAGGCACAGAUGGAUGGUCACAAAAUUUGCCUCAGCCAUCAGGUGCUUCAAAGCGUCCAUCAUCAGUUCUUGUCGAUGGACCAAGUUCAUUGCAAGAAACAACUAGUGAAAUCCCACCAUCGCUUGGUAUUGACCGCUAUGAAUCAGGUAGAGCCGAAGCUAUGGGAGCACUUUGCAGGAUAUUUUGUGCAAAGAAGACUGGGGAAGAAAUUUUGCCAGUUUAUUUAGCUAGAUUCUAUCAAGCUAUGUAUCACGGCCUUAAAAUAAACGAGACACGAGAAUGUGGAGAAACUUUGGCCAGUAUUUUGUUAAAUUCAGCAGACUUAUUUCGUCUUGAUCUUGACGGUGUACAAGUAUUGGUGCCAGCCGUUAUAUCUGCUUUGGAAAUUGUGCUACCAGAAAAGGAACUGAAAUUAAAGUCAAAUGCUGUGUCCAGAAUCGAAUUGAGAAGAGCUUCCAUACAUCUGCUGAUAUCUAUGCUGACACUUCCGCUAAAUCUACAGAACUUGCCUAUCAAGGAGUUACCAUCUUUAACAGCGAUAAUCAAUCAGGAGAAGAAUCCAGUGACGUUUGUACAAUUAAAACCCAGACUCAUGAACUUGCUAAUAAAUGCAUUACAGGUCGAAUCUGAUCCCUUAAACACGCACAUGCUCUUAGGGGGGUUGAUGUUGAGCGUACAAGACUCGGCAGCUGCUGAAGAGGUUGAACAAGUAACUCAACCUGAUACAAUCACCAGUGAUACUACAACUAAUUUGCUAUCAUCAGGUUGUGUUCCGUUGCGCAUUCACCAUUGUACCAUCAUCACCUGCUUGAUAGUCGCCAGUGAUUCAACAAGUCAAGUAAGCAUUUCCAGUGAUCUACGUUCACUUGGAGAUGGCUCUGAUAUUGUCACACUUCAAGAGGAAAACUCUGCCUUUGGUAAAUACUUUGAUUCUGCACAUGCUCUUUUUGUAAGAGCCACAUACUUGGUAUGUCACAGAUUAAUAUCAUCGUGGAAAACAGACUUGAACAUUUCAUUAGCAGCAUUAGAAUUGCUAGCAGGUUUAGCAAGGACGCAUAUUCGAGAGACAGCUCGGAAGCUAACAGAUGCUCUUGAGUGUAAACGAGCAGUAAAAUGGUUGUGUGAUUAUAUCACUUACCAAUGUUGGCGACCACCACCAGCUCAUUCUAAGGACUUGCAUUCAUCUAUUGUCGCAGCGUUCACUUGUCUAACCACAUGGUUAUCUGCUCACCCACAAUUAUUACAAGACAAGGAUUGUCUUACAACAGUUUUGGAAGUAGUUGAAUUAGGUGUGUCUGGUACCAAGAGCAUUGGCAAGCCAGGAGAGCCAAUUAAAAUGAAAGAUGAAAAAGAAUUAAAACCAGCAUCAAUGCGAGUUAGAGACGCAGCUGAUGCACUCCUGACAAUUAUAUUAGAACAGGUAGGAUAUUUUCCAAGUGCCUGCGGAGCGCAAUCUCUUUCUUCCCUACUUGACGAGGUUUUGCUACUUCGUCACUGUAACAGCUGGACGGGCGGCCGCGUAGCUCGACAAGCUGCAGUUGAACGAUUCCGUUACUUUGUAGCUGAAAAUGCUACGAUGCUAGCUCUGCUCGAAGAGCCGUUAGGGAAUGAUCAGGAUCCACAACCUACUGUUACAGUGUUAAUAAGAGGUCCAUUCGGUCGACAUGCGUGGACAAUGCAACUUAGACAUUUACCCAGGCACAAAUCCAGCGUGAGAAGUAUGAACACAAAUCCUGGGCGCCCAUUGCCUUUGGCUGAGGCUACACCAAGACCAGAUUAUAAGCCGAGAUUUUUCCCUGAUAAUGUUGAUCGCAUUCCACAUUGUAGAGUGGAUGAGUCAAUACCAAGCUUGGAUGCAGUAAUGAAUGAUAAUGAUACAGUAAAAAACGAGCAUCAUCUUUUGUCACAAUUACUGGAGAGACAAAUCAAUCUGGAAUCAAAGUCCAGUAAUGAUUUGGCUCGAAACGCAGAUGACAAGAUUGAAGAAUGCACCCCGCCAAAAAUUUGUCACGAAUUUCAAACAGCCAGAUUGUUCCUCAGCCAUUUUGGAUUCUUGAAUUUAGACCAAAAUGACAACGAAAAUUCUACCACGAGCGGGCUCACAGCUUUGGAUCCGUCAAUGCCUGGAUUCUGCACAGACUUGGAAAGUUUGGACCACACAAGUCCGAGAACCUGCGACACAGUACACGUAUUUUACGUUCGAGCUGGUCAAAAAUCUGCUGAAGAAAUACUCUCUAAUGUGCUACAUGAAACGAGCGUAUCUCCACAUUUUUUGGAGUUCCUGAGUUCACUUGGCUGGCCAGUCUCAGUGUCAUCUCAUGCAGGAUGGACAGGACAUGUCUCUACAUCGUGGCGUGCUACAAUUCCAGUUACUGUACCGCAACCGGCUCAUAGCGAUCAUGGCGGUGCUUUGUAUAAUGGCGACACGCAUAUUUUAUACUGGGCUGAUGUGAGCUCAGAAGUGGCGUUUAUAGUGCCGACACAUUUGAUGGGGAACAUGAGCUCCGAUUCCAUUGAUGAGUCUAAUUAUAAUAGCGAUAUAAGCGGUGGCCAAGCUUGGUUCGAGCGAAGCGUUAGUGAAAGUGCUGGAACCCGUUCGUAUUCGGUUAAUCAGUCAGGAAGUCAAAAUUCUCGAACUAUGUCGUUAGACCUUGACAAACAGCCUCCCAGUUUACCAGGCUCUGGUCCAUCCAGCACAUCAAGUGGGGAUCCAAUUAAACCUAGAAGAAGCACGAAGCACAGUCUCCCUAUGCAAACUGAUACAAGAAUAUUAGUUGUUUGGCUAGAGAGCUUAGAAGAUCACUUGCAAUUUCCAAUCGCUGACCUUCUAUCUUGCACUCAUACUGGUCUCGAGCAUUCCAAUGGUGUAAGGCCUUCUGACGUUCAAGUCAUUUUUUUACAUUCACUGUCGAGUGGUUUGAUGAGAGUAAGACUACAAGGCCCUGUAUCUAGAAUAAAUUUAGCUACUCCAUUGGUUGAUGGCAUGGUGCUGUCUCGACGGGUGUUGGGCACAUUAGUCAGACAAACCGCUUUAAAUAUGGGACGUCGAAGAAGGCUGGACAAUGAUAGCUAUCACCCACCGCAUGUUCGCAGACGAUUGAAGGUCCAAGACAUGGUUCAAAAAUACCGAUGCAACCUUAGUCAGCCCGAAUUGUUAACAUUUUUGUUCAGCAGUCCUCAAAAUUAAAAAAAAAAACAGUUUAUUGUCUCUAUUAGUACUUUUGCUGCAACAAUACC